CUUUGUCAACGACAUUUUAUUAGAAACAAUUAAAAAUCACCUCGUGAAGUUGGACGGUUGGACGUCAACAACAACAACAACAAACAGCAACAUCAAAACAAUAUCAAGAUUCAAAGAAAAACCUUACCAAGCUACUGAAAAUGGAAGGAGAGACGAUCAAAAUUGUGAAAUUGAAGGCAAUUGAAGCAACCCCUGAAACCUUCAAAGAUUACGGUCAAGUUAUUCAAGCUUCAGCUGAUGGUGAGGAAUUUGGACCUCAUGAUGCUCAGCUUCACCUUUCCCGUGGAACUCCCAGGUUUUACAUUAUGCAACUUAAAGAUCGAGAACUAAAGUUUUCCACAAUCACCCAUCAUGCAAAUGUGACUCAGUGCCUAGGCUCCAUUGGUGGCCAUGUUUGGUAUCUUGGAGUUGCUAAGCCAUCCAUAGUGGAUUUAUAUAUCCCUCCUUGUGUGGAAGAAUUGCAUGAUUCGAGUGCAAAUGUAGUUGAACCGAGCAAAAAAAUUGCCAAGUCACCUUGCGGCCAUUUAUAUGUACCUCCUAGUGUGGAAGAAGUGCAGGUCUUCAAAAUCACGGGCCCUAAGUUUCUUAAGCUUAAUGUUGGGACAUGGCAUGCUGGACCUUUAUUUCUCCAAGAUAAGAUGGAUUUUUACAACUUAGAAUUGAGUAAUACCAAUGUGGUGGAUCAUACAAUUCAUAACUUCAGCAAAGAGAACGGGGUACAAUUUGUGAUCGAUGAAUAACCGACGCUGCUUGGUAAUUGAUCGAGGGGCUGGACCGCUGAAGUGACAAAACAGGACCUUAUGCUGCAUUUAUCCCCUUCAUUCCUAUAAUUUCCACUUUGUAUAAUGCACUAAUCAACUUGAUACUACAUUUUCAAGUGAUGCUAUUCACUUCUUUUUAGUUCCGGUGAAUUGCAACUUGAAAAUUUUCAUCCGUUUCUUUCCAGUUUACUUGGAGAUGUAUAUUUACAGACCGGUAACUAUAACUACAUGAUUCCUUUUGUUUUUAUAUAAAUAAAUCUUCGUUUUUGUUGUUUCUUUA
Messenger RNA from Spinacia oleracea (spinach), 1041 nucleotides. RefSeq lists its product as uncharacterized. The record is from RefSeq and is a predicted model, not a curated record. Bases 141 to 740 code for a protein of 199 amino acids. The transcript is spliced from 3 exons. Lineage: Eukaryota; Viridiplantae; Streptophyta; Magnoliopsida; Caryophyllales; Amaranthaceae. Gene Ontology annotation, molecular function: ureidoglycolate hydrolase activity.